This is a messenger RNA of Fraxinus pennsylvanica, 630 nucleotides long. Lineage: Eukaryota; Viridiplantae; Streptophyta; Magnoliopsida; Lamiales; Oleaceae. The record is from the annotation of a GenBank genome assembly.
AUGCUUGCUGUUGGAAAAUAUCAUCGUAAAGAGAAUAAUCGUCUAGUACCUGUCGGUUUUAUAUUCUAUGUCAUAAGCUUUGAUUUUGGAUUUGAAAUUGCAGAUGUUCAAGAGAUAAAGCCUCCUGUUCAGCAUCCUAAUGACCGUGUGAGUAUUAUAGGCUCUUCCGGAUUCCUAAUUUGUCUACGAUAUACCUUACAGAAAAGUUGCAGGGAAAAAAUUGUUUUGUGGAAUCCGUCUAUAGGUAGUCACAGGAUACUACCAUUCACCCUUGUUGAGAUUGAGGCCUUAGAGGGCAGGAAAUACAGACAUUAUACGUUUAGUUAUGGAUUCGGAUAUGACAAUGUUACGGAUGACCACCAGGUUGUGAGAUUUGUUUUGGAUAACUAUAAUGGUGAAUAUGAAGUUAAAGUUUAUAGCCUGAAAUUGGAUACUUGGAAAAAGAUUGAAAAUAUUCCGCUAAUCAGUAUUUUUCGGGUGAGUAGGCCUAGUUUUGCCGAUGGUUCUAUGAAGUGGCUUGUGCAGGAAAAGCAACCAAAUUCUACCUUUUCACUUCUGGUUCUCUGUCUUAGAACCAAGGCGUUACGAUCAGUGUCAUUGCCAGAGGGUUUCAAGAUGCCCCGACUGUAA